AUGACAAAGACAAAGCCUGGUCCUGAUAAAGAGGCCGUCACCACCACCACAUUCACGCUCCGCAACCCACCGCACUCCUACUUUCACCUGCGCCUGCACGCCAUGCCACCCCCAGCGGACCAGACAUUGGACGAAAUCACACUGCGCUCCUAUCUCACGGCAGCACUCCAGCAGUAUCUCGGACUCACCGGCGCCGCCAUCCCCGUGGACAUCCUGAAAGUAGAGGGCCCCAAUGCGUGGAUCCGCGUGCCCUGCGACGACGAGGUCGCCGUGACAGCCGCGGUAAGUCUGUGGGUUGGGGCCAAGGGCGUGAGUCUCGGCAUUGAGGCACGAGGGUCGUGGUUGGGAGGGGUCGUAGCAAAGGGGACGACGAGGGGGUUAUGGAGUUUGGGAGGAUGA
This is a messenger RNA of Fonsecaea erecta, 399 nucleotides long. RefSeq lists its product as hypothetical. Gene Ontology annotation, molecular function: ribonuclease MRP activity. Gene Ontology annotation, cellular component: nucleolar ribonuclease P complex; ribonuclease MRP complex. The record is from RefSeq and is a predicted model, not a curated record. Lineage: Eukaryota; Fungi; Ascomycota; Eurotiomycetes; Chaetothyriales; Herpotrichiellaceae. Bases 1 to 399 code for a protein of 132 amino acids. The transcript has a single exon. Gene Ontology annotation, biological process: tRNA processing; nuclear-transcribed mRNA catabolic process, RNase MRP-dependent; intronic box C/D snoRNA processing.